AUGUCGAUGGAUGCGAUGACGCCGUCGUUCGAGAGCAGCGCCAUUAAAGUCUAUCAUGAACCGCCCCAGCAGCUGGCGCUGAGCAACCAUAACCUGCACGGCUUCACACGCCGAGUAGAAACAGGGGAUGUACCCCUGCGCUUGGAUGUCAUUCCCGACGACGCCUACGUCGACUACGGCACGAACGUGCCGAAGCUGAGCGUUGAAAAAAAGGAGGCCAAGGAUCACAGAGAGGCCUCGGUGUUGACUGCAGCCGCUCGCACCCGAGACCCGGGCGACCUCAGCAGCGAUGUGGCCGACUCCGUCACGCAAUACAGCAACGUCAGCCUGCAUGGUGGCGAGGCGUCCAUUGAAGGCAACGGGUGGAAUAUCGAAGACUCCAGCGUGGAUCCGCAGGUAGGCAGCCCCACGCGACACCACACAGACCCUCUGAGCUCCGCCAACCUGGACCAGCACCUGCACGAGCUGUCCCGUGGCCCUGCCCCGCUCAGGGUGGAGAACAUCAUCGCCUCUGGUGUGCCCCACCUCCAGCGGCAGCGCGACGCGUCCACGACCACGGUGCUUCCAGAGACGACGGUAGCCAGCCUCAUGGUAGAGCCCAGCGAAGUGGAUGCCAUGUCUUCCUCUGAGGUCAUUUCGCUCUCGCGCAUCCGCCCUGCCAAGCUGGCCUCCGUCGGCGAUACGAUGGACGAUAUGUGGAGCACCACAUCCACUCGCGGUUUCGACACGAUGUACUUUGGCGCCGGCGGGACCAAAGAUGAGACUCUGCACGCCCUGUCCAAGGAAAACUUGCGGCAGCUGCGCCACCAGCUGGAGAGCGGCGAGACACCGCUGCGUCCGGAGGUGCUGGCUGGCCUAAGUACCAUGGUGCAGGCCAUGACGCAGACAAAGUCGACCAAGUCCGCCAGCACAGCUGUUGAGCCCACCGUGACAGAGGGACGUUCAAAACUGGUGGAGUCGGCAGCCUGCCUUGGAAGCUCUUUGCAAAGCUUUGCAGACACCCGCGGCCCCUUUUUGCUCGCCUCCGCCAACCUCAUCAAGGACGGCGAUGCCAGUGCGACCGCCGGCAUGUCGUUUCGCCGCACCCUUGUGGAUAUGCCAGCGAGCGAGGCCGGCGACGGCCGUGCGCAUGACUCCUCCGACUACCCGAACCAAGAGUUUCUUUGCUCGCCGCACGUUGACGUCAGUGACCGCAAUGUGGAUGAGGGCGCGGUGGACGAAGUCGAGGCGGAGAACGAGGAUGAAGAGGAAGACGCCUUGCAUGCGAAGACAUCCACCAGCGAUGACUCUUGCGAGGGCCAGAACGAGAGCGUCUUCAACAUGACUGAGGACGAUGGCGUCGACGACAUGGCCGACCCGGCGGCCAUGUCGCGUCACAUGCGGGAACUGUUCAAGCUAGUCCAGGAAGGUCGCCAAGAUCAGUCCCAUCUCCGUCAGCUUGUCCUAGAGCAGCGCAGCGUCAUUCAGUACCUGCAGAGCACCGUCAAGGAUCUCGAAGCGGAACUCUCGGCACUGAAAAAGCACUAG
Leishmania mexicana MHOM/GT/2001/U1103 is the source of this 1527-nucleotide messenger RNA. RefSeq lists its product as hypothetical. The record is from RefSeq and is a predicted model, not a curated record. Bases 1 to 1527 code for a protein of 508 amino acids. The transcript has a single exon. Lineage: Eukaryota; Euglenozoa; Kinetoplastea; Trypanosomatida; Trypanosomatidae.